GAUAAGCAUGACGCUACGCAGUGGCACAAACUGAUGCGAUGCCACUCCUUAUAACUAACUGAGGGCCACCUUUUUUUUCCUCCUCAGCACCAGUGAGACGGGAUGCUGCGCUGCAGAGAGAGCCUCAGCCGGCUGCAGCGGUGGAGGCUGACUGAGGAGACACCAAAGCGAAGCUCCGUCCACCACGACGCACAGCGCCGGCACCAAGCUCCCUGAAGUGGAACAAGAGCUUUGGUUUCGCUCGAGGGGGAACGAGCCGGGCACCGAAAGAAAUAAUGCCUGUGUGUCGCUGUUUAUUCACUUGAGGAUGUACUGUUUACGCUGGCUAACCACAUAGAGCAACAGAGACGAGGACCCGGACUUGAUACUGUAUUUAAUACCGCUGCCAUUCCGCCUGUUUGGGUCGGCAGGGAGACACACCACGGCGGUCAGCACCUGGAAGAGGAAAGAAAAAGAGAAACGAGGGACGACUUUUUAAAAUAUCCGCACAGCUUUAAUGAAGAAGCAGACCUGCUAACAUUCUUGCAGAAGGGACCCUCUUCAACAAGUAUGGGGUCACCAUGGAAACCAUUUCUCCUCCUGUCUAUCAUCAGUGGCCUUUCAGACUUUGCAAGAGCUGUUGCAGCUCGGCCUAUAUCAUAUGCAGCAGUAUUACGAAUGAAACCAGACAGCUCGUCAGUGCUCAACUCGCGCAGCAGACCUCGACAACACCACAGUGGUGGGCUGGUGACUCCUGACUGGCCUGCUUUCUCCAGUCAUCCCCUGUCAGCCCUGAGUCUGCUCAGCUCUCAGGAGGACUACAGGAGUGAAGAAAGUGAAGAGUAUGGGCCUGUUUUCCUCCACGAGCCAGACAAUGUUAUUUUUCCUUUGGAUUCGGAUGAAAAGAAAGUGGUGAUGCACUGUGAAGCACGGGGAAAUCCACCACCCACAUACAGUUGGUACAUCAAUGGGACGGAAGUGGCUGCAGAGGCAGACUAUCGCUACAGCUUCAUCGAUGGAAACUUAAUUAUUACCAAUGCAAGUGAGGUCACUGACUAUGGGAAGUACCAGUGUAAAGCAGAGAACAGCUUUGGGACCGUCCUAAGUCGAGACGCUCUGUUGCAGUUUGCAUAUCUCAGUGCUUUCAGCACGAAGACCAGAGGUGGGGUCUCUGUACGUGAAGGCCAAGGUGUGGUGCUCAUGUGUACCCCUCCCCCUCAUUCUCUGGAGAUCAUCUACAGCUGGGUGUUUAAUGAGUUCCCGUCGUUUGUUGCCGAAGACAGUCGGCGCUUUAUCUCCCAGGACACGGGAAACUUGUACAUCUCCAAGGUGCAACCCUCUGACGUAGGCAGCUACAUCUGUCUGGUGAAGAACACGGUGACAAAUGCAAGGGUCCUGAGCCCCCCGACACCUCUAACGCUGAAAACCGACGGUGUCAUGGGUGAAUAUGAGCCCAAAAUUGAGGUGCAUUUCCCUACAUCUCUCCUGGCUGCCAAAGGAGUCACAGUCAGGCUGGAGUGCUUUGCUCUGGGGAAUCCAGUGCCAACAAUCACAUGGAGGAAGAUAAAUGGCAACAUCCCCAAAAAAGCAAGACUUCGGAAGUCCCAGGCCGUGCUGGAAAUUCCCAACAUUCAGCUGGAGGACUCAGGAACUUACGAAUGCAAGGCAGAGAAUCCGAGAGGAGGCACUGCUUUCAAAGGACAUCUGCAGGUCUACACCCUUCCUCAGUGGGUCAGAAUGAUUAAUGACACUCAGAUGGAUAGUGGAGAGAAGCUCCAAUGGGAGUGCAAGGCCAUGGGGAGGCCCCGGCCCACCUAUCACUGGCUUCGUAAUGGUUUGCCCUUGACAUCCCAGGGUCGAGUUGAAAUAGUGAAUGGAGAACUGACCAUUCAUAAAGUGCAGCAGACAGACUCAGGAAUGUACCAGUGUGUUGCAGGAAAUAAAUACGGGGCCAUCUACUCAAAUGCUGAACUCAAGAUUUUAGCCUCGGCUCCUGUCUUUGUCCACAAUCCCAUACGGGUCAUUGCCACACUUGGAAAAGAUGUAUCACUAGAAUGCAAACCCAGAGCAUCGCCCAAACCACGGAUAACAUGGAAGAGAGGAGACAGACGGAUACAGCAAAGUCGAAGGAUUAUGUUGUUACGGAACAAUACUCUCAGAAUUGUUAACUCCAGCCGAGCGGAUGAGGGGAACUAUGUGUGCCGGGCGGAGAAUCAGUUGGGCUCAGCAGAGAUGACUGCCAUGCUGUGGGUAAAAGAGGCCAUGCGUGUGGAGCUUAGCCCGAGCAGAGUGGAAGUGACUGUGGGGGAGAGCGUGGUGCUGAGCUGCAAGGCGACACAUGACACUUCACUGGAUGUGGCUUUCCAGUGGUCCUUCAACCAGAGACCAAUCAACUUUCAGCAGGAUGGCGGCCACUUUGAAUACAUCCAAACACAGUCCUCCACGGUGGAUCUGAUGAUUAGGAGCAUUUUGUUGAAGCAUGCUGGGAAGUAUGGGUGCCGGGCCCAGACCAGUGCUGACACUGUAUCUGCAGAGGCUGAGCUCCUUGUCCGAGGUCCCCCUGGACCCCCUGGAGUGGUGAUAGUGGAGGAGAUCACUGAUACCACAGCCACCCUGUCCUGGACUCGUGGCUUGGAUAACCACAGCCCUAUCAGCACCUAUAAUUUACAGGCCCGCAGCCCAUUUUCAUUAGGCUGGCAAACUGUCAAAACAGACCCAGACCCAGUGACAGGGGACAUGGAGUCAGCCAUGGCUGUGGAGCUCAACCCCUGGGUGGAAUAUGAGUUCAGGGUGGUGGCAAGCAAUGCAAUCGGGACCGGUGAUCCCAGCGCGCCUUCAAGAGGAGUUAGGACAAAAGAAGCAGUCCCGUCAGUGGCACCAGCAAAUGUAAGCGGAGGGAACGGCCGCAGGCAUGAACUGGUCAUCUCGUGGGAGCCUGUGUCUGAGGAAUUCCAAAAUGGUGAAGGCUUUGGGUAUAUUGUUGCAUUUCGUGCCAAUGGAACCAGAGGCUGGAAGGAGAAGAUGGUGACCUCUGCGGACUCUACAACGUACAAAUACAGAGACGAGACCUUCCCUCCCCUCACCCCAUUUGAGGUAAAGGUUGGAGUUUACAACAAUAAGGGAGAUGGGCCAUUCAGCAAAGUCGUCAUCAUCCACUCUGCUGAGGGGGAGCCCAGGGAGGCACCAUCUGAUGUGAAAGCGUACAGUAUUUCUUCAUCGGAAAUUAGAGUCACUUGGAAACCGCCCAAUCCUGGACCCGGAAGACCAAGAGGAUAUGAGGUCAGCUACUGGAAAGACAUGGAUCAGGAAGAGUCGGGGAAAAAACAAAGAACUGUGAAAAACGAAACGUCCAUGGUCUUGACAGGACUAGAGGGCAACAGUCUGUAUCUCAUCACUGUAAAAGGCUUCAACAGCAUCGGCCAGGGUCCUGCCACCACUGCUGUCACAGCCAAGACCAGGAAAGCCCCUCCUGCUCAACCACCAACCAACCUCAUGUGGAUUCAGGAGGGCAACAAUGUGUCUUUAAGCUGGGACCCAGUGAAGGCAAAAGACAAUGAAUCUGAUGUCAUCGGGUAUAUGGUAAUGAUUAAUCUCUGA
Epinephelus lanceolatus (giant grouper) is the source of this 3576-nucleotide messenger RNA. RefSeq names its product contactin 5 (gene cntn5). Gene Ontology annotation, molecular function: cell-cell adhesion mediator activity. The record is from RefSeq and is a predicted model, not a curated record. Gene Ontology annotation, biological process: axon guidance; brain development; cell-cell adhesion. Gene Ontology annotation, cellular component: axon; plasma membrane. NCBI's taxonomy places the organism in Eukaryota, Metazoa, Chordata, Actinopteri, Perciformes, Serranidae.